Molecule: messenger RNA, 3001 nt
Organism: Sebastes umbrosus (honeycomb rockfish)
Lineage: Eukaryota; Metazoa; Chordata; Actinopteri; Perciformes; Sebastidae
Product: antizyme inhibitor 1-like
Exons: 12
Coding region: 590-1948 (452 amino acids)
Biological process (GO): negative regulation of protein catabolic process; positive regulation of polyamine transmembrane transport
Cellular component (GO): cytoplasm
Molecular function (GO): ornithine decarboxylase activity; ornithine decarboxylase activator activity
Source: RefSeq, a predicted model, not a curated record
CGUUUUAUUUCAACAUUGGUGAUUUGCAUUACUCAGAGAAAAACGUAUCAAUGUGUUAAUGAAGGUGUAUUUUAUUGUGAUAGUUUAACCGGAUAUCUUAGCUGUUAAUGUCGGUGCAACGUCACUUGACGCGUCUGUCUGUCUGUCCAUCUGCACCGCGCAUGCGCACACCGGUCCUCCGCUGUCUGUAAUAAUAACCCGGACUGCUGCUAGCUUUCACCGACAACACGACGACCGCGUCCUCACCCUCCACGUCUAUGGCAGCUAUCUUUUUCUCUUUAACUAACCCCACCACUCUUUAAAAAUUCCGCCUAAAAAGAAGAAGCGUUGUGUCCCCUCGUCUGGGUUUCCAGCAGACGUGUACAAUAACUACCCAGAGGAUCUAGUGGCAGCUCUUUACCGAGAGCCAUUUGACUUCAACGCCGAGCCACCUUGGGAUCCUAGCUGAUAGUGGACGAGUUCAUCCCAGGACUCAUCCAUUUUGUUGCAUAAGUCUAGGACCCCAGGGGCUCGAGAGGGUGCGAGCAAGACUACUUUGGACUAGCCACGUUCUUUAUGCCUGUCGGAUUAGAAGAAAACGGUUGAGAGGAUGAAGGGAAUCACUGAUGAGCCGCAGUAUUCUGUUGGUCUACUGGAGGGAGGCACAGCCCUCUGUGACGUGAUUGACAAUCACAUCUAUGAACAAACUCUGUCUGAGAAGAAUGCAUUCUUUGUAGCAGACCUGGGAGUUAUAAUGAGGCAGCAUGUUCGCUGGCGAACCCACAUGGCCCAAAUUCGACCCUACUAUGCUGUCAGAUGCAACAGCAGUCCAGCUGUUAUCGAAGUUCUUGCUGCUCUUGGCACUGGAUUCAUUUGUACCAACAAGUCUGAGCUUGAGCUGGUCCAGAGCCAUGGUAUUUCCUCUGAAGAUAUAAUCUGCAGCGGUGUCUGCAAACAAGUCUCCCAGAUUAAAUACGCUGCUAAGAAUGGCAUUGACCUCCUGGUGUGUGAUAAUGAAGCAGAGCUACGCAAGAUUUCUCGCUGCCACCCCAAUGCCAAGCUGCUGCUACAGGUUUCAACAGAAGCAUCUAGCCAGGACGAUGAGAUGAGCAUGACAUUUGGCUGUUCCCUCAAGGACUGCAGGCAUCUGCUGGAGAGGGCUAAGGAGUUGGGUGUGCAGGUGGUUGGAGUCAGGUCUCACAUUUCCAGCUCCUGUGAGGAUGCGCAGGUGUACGUUCAUGCCAUAUCUGAUGCCCGUUGUGUCUUUGAUAUGGGAGAGGAAAUUGGCUUCAACAUGAAAAUCCUGGACAUUGGAGGGGGCUUCAGUGGCUCUGAGACCCAGCUGGAACUGAUCAAUAAUGCAGUCAUGUCUAUGGUGGACCUAUACUUCCCUCCUUCUACUGGAGUUUCCAUCAUUGCUGAGCCUGGCAGCUUCUUUGUGUCAUCUGCUUUCACACUGGCUGUGAACGUCAUCUCCAAGGAGGUGGUUGCACGUGAUCGCCAGGACCAAGCACACGAUGAUCCAUCUCCCAACGAUGAGCCAGAGUUCCAGUACUACAUGAACGAGGGAGUGUACGGAUCAUUUGCUAGCAAACUCUGUGAAACACUGAUUCCUGCUCCAUCUGUUCAUAAGCAGAACACGUCCCUGGAUGCUCCGGUGUUCAGCAGCAGCCUGUGGGGUCCAUCUGGGGAUGACCUGGACCAAGUAGUGGAGCACUGUCUGUUGCCUGAGCUCAACAUCGGAGACUGGCUCAUGUUCACCCAAGCAGGGGCCUACAGUAUGGGUCAGCCACUCUGCACCGCCACCAACUCACCACCGCCUCCUGUAUACUACGUCAUCUCCUCUAGAGACUGGUUUGAGAUGCAGGACACUGGUGUCACUCACGAGGCUACACUGAAGAACUUCUCUUUGGUCCCUUAUUUCCUCAAUUCCUGCCAAACAGAGGCUGCUCUGUCUGUCCCAGCUUAGCAAUCAGCAGACGAGGAAGCCGUUUAACUUUUCCUUUUACUGGUUUCUGCUGCUAGCUUCCUCUGGUCCACAUUCCACCGUGUAAGUAAGUGAUUAGACCCAGAAAACCUAAGUAGAUGUUAAUUAGUAUGCAACAAAAUGGAUGACUCCUAAGAGAUGCAUUCUCCCCUUUGCUUUGGGCAUCCCAUGGCACUACAGUUUACAAUCAUACAGUAGACAUAUAAAGAUUUUAAAUGAUUAUAUUUGACAAAUGUAUUAUCCAUGUCUUCAUUGCUGUUGCCAGUCUUGUAAAGUAAGAUAUGUGUCCCGGAGUGAAGCAGCGUAUUUAAAUGGAAACACAGUUAUGAUUAUAGUGUAGGAUGCUUUGCCUAAAGAUGUGUAUUUAUGAUUUUAAUUGGUUGUAUAGUUUAUUCUGUGUGACGAGUGCUUGAUUUCAUUAUUACAUUUAUAAUGUUGUCCCUCUCAGUGUUUAUGAAACGGAGGUUUGCAUACGAAGGUGUAUUUACUCAUCUAUUUGAUGACGUAAAUAAAGCCGGCGUGAUCAAUGUGCAGUGUCCCCAUUAAAAUCCACUGCUGGAAACAAUGAUUAGUGCAGUCUGCUCUGGUGUGGUCGAGAAGCUAACGGCUCGAUGUUCACCAGUAAACUGGAGUUUUUCUGAAGCGCCGAGCAGCUCGCUCCCACACUAGUGAAGGGCCGGCAGGUAACUGCUAUGCCACGACAUAGCAAAGCAGGUUUAUUAGACAGCAUGUGCUGCAGAUGGAACAAGGGAAGUGUAGAUGGAUAAUGAAUCAGCUGACAUGGAAUUGGUUAUUGUUUGCUAGAACCCCCUUUUUUUUUUGUUGCUAUUUCUAUUGAAUUUGAAAAUAUGUUUUCAAAAUGUUAGGACUGUGUUGAAAUAUUAUUUCCCAACUGUGCAAGUAUACUUACAAGUGUGUACAGUAUCUGUGAAGUUGUCCCCCCAAUCUGUGUUAAAGGCAUGAUGAAAAUAACUGCUGUUUCUGUGCUCGUCAUCAUGAACAGUAAUAAACACCGCAUUGACUGGACUGUGAAAA